GAUGCCCAGCGGCGGGGAGCAGCCACAGCGAUGCCCGGCAGCAGCGGAGGAGGAGCGAAGGCCGCUGCUGGCGCGGGAUGGGGGUGCCCGGGGGCCCCGCGGGUGGCACCGCUUGGCCGGGACGGCGGUGCUGCUGGUGUCCCUGCUGGAGCGGGCCGCCUUCUUCGGCGUGGCGGCCAACCUCGUGCUCUACCUCAACAGCCAGGAUUUCAACUGGGCCGGCGAGCAGGCGUCCCGCGCGGCGCUCGUCUUCCUGGGCGCCUCGUACCUGCUGGCCCCCGUGGGGGGCUGGCUGGCCGACGUGUACCUGAGCCGCCACCGAGCCGUGGUCCUCAGCCUGCUGCUCUACCUGGCUGCCUCCGGGCUGCUGCUGGCCACCGCCAUCCCCGACGGCCGCCUGUCCUUCUGUGGUGAGAUGUCGUUGCUGCCCCUGGGGCCACCCUGCCCCUCGCCCGGCUGCCAGCGCGCCUGGCCCAGCCCCUACUGCGCACCCGUCCUGUACACAGGGCUGCUGCUGCUGGCGCUGGCCGCGAGCUCGGUCAGGAGCAACCUCACCUCUUUUGGGGCCGAUCAGGUGAUGGAUCUCGGCCGCGAUGCCACCCGUCGCUUCUUCAAUUGGUUCUAUUGGAGCAUCAACGUGGGCGCCGUCCUGUCCCUGCUGGUGGUGGCCUUCAUCCAGCAGAACAUCGACUUCCUGUUGGGUUACAGCAUCAUUGUGGGCUGUGUGGGCCUGGCCUUCUUCAUCUUCCUCCUUGCCACUCCUGUCUUCAUCACCAAGCCCCCCACGGGGAGCCAAGUGUCUUCAAUGCUUAAACUCGCUCUCCAGAGCUGCUGUCCCCGGCUAUGGCAAAGGCGAUCAGCAAGAGACCCUCCACGUGACCACCUGCUGCCUAACCACAGGUCUUGCCAGCCUGAUCCUUCCUUGCUGGAGGAUGUUGCCAACUUCCAGGUGCUGGUGAAGAUCUUGCCUGUCAUGGUGACCCUGGUGCCCUACUGGAUGGUGUACUUCCAGAUGCAGUCCACCUAUGUCCUGCAAGGUCUCCACCUUCACAUCCCCAACAUUUUCUCGGCCAGCCCUACAAACAAUUCUUCUGUUCCGGGAGCACAGAGCAGCAACUACAGGAUCCCUGAAGCCUGGCUCCUCCUGGCCAAUGUGGUGGUGUUGCUGGUCCUGGUCCCUGUGAAGGACCACUUUCUCGACCCUUUACUGCUGCGCUGCAAGCUGCUGCCCUCAGCCCUGCAGAAGAUGGCGGUGGGGAUGUUCUUCGGGUUUACCUCUGUCAUCGUGGCAGGAGUCUUGGAGAGGGAGCGCUUACGGUACAUUUCUGCCAACGAGACGGUGUCCCAGCUGAUCGGGAAGGACGUGUACUUCGCAGCACCCCUGUCUAUCUGGUGGCAGAUCCCCCAGUACCUGCUCAUUGGCAUCAGUGAGAUUUUCGCCAGCAUCCCAGGCCUGGAGUUCGCCUACUCAGAGGCGCCGCGCUCCAUGCAGGGCGCCAUCAUGGGCAUCUUCUUCUGCCUGGCGGGCGUGGGCUCCCUGCUGGGCUCCAGCUUGGUGGCUUUGCUGUCCUUGCCAGGAGGCUGGAUGCACUGCCCCAGCGACUUCGGGAACAUCAACAAUUGCCGGAUGGACAACUACUUCUUUCUGCUGGCCGGCAUGCAGGCCGGCACGGCCCUCCUGUUUGUCUGGAUUGCUCAUCGCUAUGAAAGGAUGCGACAGGGCACAGCUUCCCAGAACAGCUCCAGCAGAGACAGGGGCUGACCCACGGCCCCCCACCCCUGCCCUUGUCUCCACCCCGACAGACAGAACGGCAGAACAGUCAGUCCCAGCCCUGGUGACUUCCUUCUCUGUUUAUUUUGUACCCGACAUUAGGAUAGAGUGGUUCCCAUAAAUAAGAGAC
Messenger RNA from Perognathus longimembris pacificus (Pacific pocket mouse), 1901 nucleotides. It is a transcript of the gene Slc15a3, whose product is annotated as solute carrier family 15 member 3. The coding region runs from base 2 to 1762 and encodes 586 amino acids. Gene Ontology annotation, molecular function: transmembrane transporter activity. NCBI's taxonomy places the organism in Eukaryota, Metazoa, Chordata, Mammalia, Rodentia, Heteromyidae. The transcript has 8 exons. Gene Ontology annotation, biological process: transmembrane transport. The record is from RefSeq and is a predicted model, not a curated record. Gene Ontology annotation, cellular component: lysosomal membrane.